Molecule: messenger RNA, 2057 nt
Organism: Cebus imitator (Panamanian white-faced capuchin)
Lineage: Eukaryota; Metazoa; Chordata; Mammalia; Primates; Cebidae
Gene: NRL
Product: neural retina leucine zipper
Exons: 3
Coding region: 35-916 (293 amino acids)
Biological process (GO): regulation of transcription by RNA polymerase II
Cellular component (GO): nucleus
Molecular function (GO): DNA-binding transcription factor activity, RNA polymerase II-specific; RNA polymerase II cis-regulatory region sequence-specific DNA binding
Source: RefSeq, a predicted model, not a curated record
CCACAGAUGACCUCAGAGAGCUGGCCCUUUAAGAAUGCCCUUUGGGCUCUGUGCCCAAAGCCCCCUGGAGCUGAGCAGAGAGGCACCAGACCCUGCUCCAUGGAGCCUUCAGUCUCCCGGGAAGCUGUGCCUGCCUGGCUCUGGAACUGACCACAUCCUCUCUGGCAUCCCUAAAGUGCACUCCUCCCAGCCCAGCUCCAGAAUGGCCCUGCCCCCCAGCCCCCUGGCCAUGGAAUAUGUCAAUGACUUUGACUUGAUGAAGUUCGAGGUAAAGCGGGAGCCCUCUGAGGGGCGACCUGGCCCCCCUACAGCCUCACUAGGCUCCACACCUUACAGCUCAGUGCCUCCUUCACCCACUUUCAGUGAACCAGGCAUGGUGGGGGCGACCGAGGGCUCCCGGCCAGGCCUGGAGGAGCUGUACUGGCUGGCUACCCUGCAGCAGCAGCUGGGGGCUGGGGAGGCACUGGGGCUGAGUCCUGAAGAGGCCAUGGAGCUGCUGCAGGGUCAGGGCCCAAUCCCUGUUGAUGGGCCCCAUGCCUACUACCCGGGGAGCCCAGAGGAGACAGGAGCCCAGCACGUCCAGCUGGCCGAGCGGUUUUCCGACGCGGCGCUGGUCUCGAUGUCUGUUCGGGAGCUAAACCGGCAGCUGCGGGGCUGCGGGCGCGACGAGGCGCUGCGGCUGAAGCAGAGGCGCCGCACGCUGAAGAACCGCGGCUACGCGCAGGCCUGUCGCUCCAAGCGGCUGCAGCAGCGGCGCGGGCUGGAGGCCGAGCGCGCCCGCCUGGCGACCCAGCUAGACGCGCUGAGGGCCGAAGUGGCCCGCCUGGCCCGGGAGCGCGAUCUCUACAAGGCUCGCUGUGACCGGCUAACCUCGAGCGGCCCCGAGUCCGGGGACCCCUCCCACCUCUUCCUCUGAGCAGUUCCGGGCACCCUGUGGUGUAGUCGGGGCUGGAUGGGUUGGCAACGCCCAGGAGGCGGCUGCAUGGUUCUCUGCGUCGUUAUCAGAGCACCUUGUGGUCCAAGCCACGCCCUGUAUGACCACACAAAUAUCCCCAAAGGUUUUGGGUUCUCAAGUCAUGCCCGAGUUUAGAUGCUGGACAUUUUUUGGAGAGGGGUCCCCUCCCCUUACGCAGGCCGUACACAGAAACCCGGCCCACAUGACUAGCACGCUGAGCUCUGCAGGGACCGGUGCUAGGCACUGGGGGGUGGAAGUGUGGUGACACAGUGAAUGGGAGGUGGGGGAGGGAUGCAGCUCCCACCUCAGUUUAGUUUCUAAUUCAAGGUUUUCAACCUGUAACACAUUAAAGCUGUAAUUAGCAAUGAGGCUGUAUUUUCAUUCUGAAGCUUGUAACCUCCCCAUUUUAGCACUAAGGCAUUUCAAGAUUUCAAUGCCCAGCAGCUAGACAGACUGGGAACUCUAUCUAAAAUGCUUUUCCCCUGCCCAACUCUGUGGUCUCCAGGAUCCAGAAUGGCAAAGGCCUGAAGAGUGAGCUCUGGGGGUUGUUGGUGUGGGCGGGGAGAGAGCCCUGUGCAGAAGUCUGGAAACCUGGGUGCUAGUCCCAGCUCUUCCAUGGGAUCCCCCUGUCACCUUGAGCAAAUCGAUUGCUUCCUGAGCCUGUGUUACUUCAUCUAAUUCUCAUUUGGAUUGGAUAAUAGCUGAUACUUUUCCAUUUCUGGCAUCUCCCCAGUAUGGAAGUCCCAGUGGUCUCCCCAAGAAGUCCCCAAGACAGUCUUGCCAAUGGCACCUCCUAUCCUGCUCCAGUUUCCCACUGCAGCCUAGGCAGGGGAUGUGCAGCUCAGGUUAGGGAGCCUGGCUUCUCUGUGAGCACAUACAUGGGUUCUCUGCAGCUCCCUCCAGGCUGCCUGGUUCUCCAGACCUGCACAAGGUGCUCCUGCCUCCCGCCUCCCUCUCUAAGUGCUGGGGCAAGACUUCUCCCGGGAUGACAAGGAGCUGAGAGAGUGCAGUUUUUGUGAAUUAAACUUGAAGUCCAGGCAGAAUUCUAAUGCAAUCGGCUAAAUGUUCUUGCAAUUUAAGAAGCGUUCAUUCUUUAUCCUUG